GCAGGACCAGGUGAUUUACCUGCCUCCAUAGGAAUAUUCAGCCGUUACUACACAGAAUAAACCGGACAUGACGGUUUCUUACACCCUCGAAGUGGCCAAUGCACGAUUUGGUGGCUUCUCCAAGCUCCUGUUCAGGUGGAGGGGAAGCAUCUACCGGCUGCUUUACAAAGACUUCCUGGCGUUCUGUGGGGUUUAUCUGUUUUUCAGUUUGUUUUACAGGUUCCUCCUCACAUCAAAGCAGCAGGAUCUGUUUGAGCGAAUCUCUCUUUACUGCGACCAGUUCACCAACACCAGCUUCAUCCCAGUUUUGUUUGUACUGGGUUUCUAUGUGUCCCUGGCCUUUAACCGGUGGUGGGGUCAGUACAGCAGCUUCCCUCUGCCCGACAACCUGAUGAUGGUGGUGUCUGGGAACGUCCACGGGGUGGACGAGAGGGGUCGUCUGCUGCGACGGACGCUGAUGAGAUAUGCCAACUUAUCUUCAGUUCUGAUCCUCCGCUCCAUCAGCACAAGAGUUCACAAGCGUUUCCCAACUUUGGAGCACAUAGUGGAGGCUGGAUUUAUGACCACAGACGAGCUGAACAAGUUUGAGUCGCUGCACUCUGAUUUCAACAAGUACUGGAUGCCUUUGACUUGGUUCUCCAACCUGGCGUCCAGAGCGAGAGAGGAGGGUCGAGUGAGGGACGACAUCGCUCUGAGGCUGCUGAUGGAUGAGCUGAAUAAGUACAGAGGCAAGUGCAGCCUCUUGUUCCACUAUGACUGGAUAAGCAUCCCUCUGGUCUACACUCAGGUAGUUACUUUAGCGGUUUACUCUUUCUUUGCCUUCUGUGUGAUUGGCCGACAAUUUCUGAACCCUGAGAAAGGAUACAAGGAUCACAAGCUGGACAUGUACGUCCCUGUUUUCACCCUGCUGCAGUUCUUCUUCUACGCUGGCUGGCUCAAAGUGGGGGAGCAGAUCAUCAAUCCAUUCGGCGAGGACGAUGAUGACUUUGAAACCAACCAGCUGAUUGACAGAAACAUUCAGGUGUCGAUGCUGGCUGUAGAUGAUAUGUACCAGAACCUGGCUCCCAUUGUGAAGGACAAGCACUGGGCGCAGAGACAUUUCUCCAUCCCGUACACUCUGUCGACAGCAGCAGAGACUCUCAACCCGCCCUUCAAAGGCUCCACCUUUGACAUGAGGAUGAGUGCCGAGGAUCUUGAGAUUCACCAGCCUGCAGACGCUUCUUCCGGAAAGAAACAGUAUUUACCUCUAAAGGGCUCUCUGGGCGAAGGGCUGGACAGUCUUUUGCAGAGGGGCAAAGGUAUCCUGCGAGGCGGGAGCCUCCCUUCUCUGGUGGAUGUUUCAUCACACCCAAAUGAGGAGGAUGAUGCUGAUGCUUCCCCUGAGGGCGACAUCAACACCAUCAACCACAAAAAACAAGAAAAUGCGUUGAUUAAAGUUGCAGUGGAACACAACUUGUAAAAAUAGAUUGUAAUACUUGAACAUAUUGUGUUUUUGAACCAAGAAUGUUCUUUUAUUGUAUAACAUAUUUUUUUGAUUUGUCACAACUAAAUUAAUUAAAUAAUAUAACUGGCCUAAUAUUAUUGUAUGUUAAUUGAAGGGAUUAUUCAGUGCUUUCAUUUUUCAUUCAUGAAGAUAUAGUGUUUUAUAAGCACGUCUGUUUAAUUGAUAACUCAUAGUGAGAGAGCACAUGCAUAAUUUGAAGUGCUUUAAAGUGAUUAUUUAUCCACUUCAUGAUUUUAAUUUAAAUACAAUUACUGUCAUCUUUAUCAGCCAAACAUGUCAACAACUCGGAGGUCCUCUAUGAGAUAAUACAUUGGUGCAAUAUAGUCUAAUAUAUGUCUAAUAUUUGCAUUAAUUAAGCAGCAUUUUAUUGUCAACAGUAACUGGUUGACAUUGAGCUAAUUUUGUGUAUUUUACAUACUAUAAAGUGCUUUAAUUUGCAAUGAUGCACCAUAUUUUAUAAGACGAUCACAUGUUUUACAGUAAAAUAUAUCUGUAAGUAACUAUGGCUGUCAGGUAAUUGUAGUGAGGUAGAGUUUUUCCUUUGAAAAGUCGUAAAACGUGAAUAAACCUGGAGCUCGUUCAUAACAUUCUUCCAUAAUCCACAGUCACAGUAACCACAGACACGUGCUGCGUUUAGAACUUUAAACUGUAGGAAAAUACAAACCUCCCGUGUCCCGAUUACAAAAACUGUUACAUCCACGUGCAAUUUGUAAUGU
This is a messenger RNA of Anarrhichthys ocellatus (wolf-eel), 2220 nucleotides long. Its product is annotated as bestrophin-2-like. Lineage: Eukaryota; Metazoa; Chordata; Actinopteri; Perciformes; Anarhichadidae. The record is from RefSeq and is a predicted model, not a curated record. The transcript has 10 exons. The coding region runs from base 68 to 1459 and encodes 463 amino acids. Gene Ontology annotation, molecular function: chloride channel activity.